AUGCCCGAUAAAAUUUGCUACGCCUCUCUCACCGACCCUUCCGUUUCUCGACACCGAGAUGGAUCUCUCCAUCUUCAUCCCCAACAAAGAGAAGAGCUGCUGAUCAUUCACGACACGGGUAUUGGCCAGACCAAGGCUGACCUGGUCAAUGAUCUAGGUACCAUCGCCAACUUGAAGUCUGGCACAAAAGGCUUUAUUGAGGCCCUCUCUUCUGGCGCCGACAUCUCCAUGAUUGGUCAAUUCGGUGUUGUUUCCAAACACAACGAUGACGAGCCAUACAUUUGGGAGUCUACCGCUGGUGGGACCUUCACUAUUACCCUCGACACCGUCAACCCCCCAAUCGGACGUGGUUCUGAAAUCCGUUUGUACCCGAAGGAGGACCAACUCGAGUACCUCGAGGAGAAGAAGAUCAAGGAGAUUGUCGCGAAAAAGUCCGAGUUCAUUUUUUACUCAAUCAAACUCGCUGUCACGAAGGAGGUCGAGAAGUUGAGGAUGACGAGGAGGAGGAGGCUGAUGCCGAUCGAGGCGGUCGAGGAUGAAGAUGAUGCGCCGAAAGACAAUAAGAAGAAGAAGGUUAAGGAGCAAAAGAUCACUACCGAGGAGCUCAACAAAACCAAGCCCAUCUGGACUCGCAACCCGUCAGAAAUCACGACUGAAGAGUCAACUCAAUUCAAGGCCAUUCUCUUCAUUCCCAAGCGGGCACCCUUCGAUCUCUUCGAGUCCAAGAAGAAGCGCAACAACAUCAAGCUCUACGUCCGCCGUGUCUUCAUCAUGGACGACUGCGAGGAGCUUAUUCCCGAAUACCUCAACUUCGUCAAGGGUAUCGUCGACUCAGAGGAUCUGCCCCUCAACAUCUCCCGUGAGACGUUGCAGCAGAACAAGAUCCUCAAGGUCAUUCGCAAGAACAUUGUGAAGAAGUGCAUGGAGGUUCUGGCUGAAAUUGCUUUCGGCAAGAACCUCAAGCUUGGUAUCCACGAAGAUGCCCAAAACCGAAGCAAACUCGCCGAGUUCCUGCGUUUCUUCUCGACCAAGUCACUAUAUUACCCGCAUGCCCGAAAUCCAAAAAUCCAUCUACUACCUCACCGGCGAAUCUUUGGCGGCCACCCUGACUCACCAUUCCUUGAGGUCCUCAAGAAGAAGGGCUUCGAAGUUCUGCUGCUCGUUGACCCCAUUGACGAGUACGCCAUCACACAACUGAAGGAGUUCGAUGGCAAGAACUUGAAGCUCAUCUGUGUGUCGAAAGAGGGUCUGGAGCUUGAGGAGACGGAAGAGGAGAAGGCGGCACGUGAGGCUGAGGUUGCUGCCUUCAGCGACCUUUGCACCACUGUCAAGGAUGCUCUUGGCGACAAGGUCGAGAAGGUCGUCAUCUCCAACCGCAUCACCGACUCUCCUUGCGUUCUUGUCACUGGCCAAUUCGGUUGGUCAUCCAACAUGGAGCGUAUCAUGAAGGCGCAGGCACUUCCCAACCCCAUCGUCAAGGAGCUCAAGCGUAAGGUUGCGGAGGACAAGGGCGACAAGUCUGUUCGCGACUUGACCUAUCUGCUCUUCGAGACAGCGCUGCUCACUUCUGGCUUUGCUCUCGAUGAACCGACAUCUUUCGCUAAGCGUAUCCACCGAAUGAUUGCACUUGGUCUCGAUGUUGAUGAGGAAGAGGAGGAAGAGACAACAGAAACCUCGACCGCCCAACCAACGGCUGCCGCCACGGAAACCACGUCUGCUGUGGAGGAGAUCGACUAA
Molecule: messenger RNA, 1737 nt
Organism: Mycena indigotica
Lineage: Eukaryota; Fungi; Basidiomycota; Agaricomycetes; Agaricales; Mycenaceae
Product: HATPase-c domain-containing protein
Exons: 9
Coding region: 1-1737 (578 amino acids)
Biological process (GO): protein stabilization; protein folding; cellular response to heat
Cellular component (GO): cytosol; perinuclear region of cytoplasm; plasma membrane
Molecular function (GO): ATP hydrolysis activity; ATP binding; ATP-dependent protein folding chaperone
Source: RefSeq, a predicted model, not a curated record